This is a messenger RNA of Cyphomyrmex costatus, 1560 nucleotides long. RefSeq names its product CLN7/MFS domain-containing 8 (gene Cln7). Gene Ontology annotation, cellular component: lysosomal membrane. The transcript has 9 exons. NCBI's taxonomy places the organism in Eukaryota, Metazoa, Arthropoda, Insecta, Hymenoptera, Formicidae. The record is from RefSeq and is a predicted model, not a curated record. Gene Ontology annotation, biological process: transmembrane transport. The coding region runs from base 1 to 1560 and encodes 519 amino acids. Gene Ontology annotation, molecular function: transmembrane transporter activity.
AUGGAUCGUUUUAAGAAAUUUUUUAUCAAAAGACAAACUGAACUACCUAUUGACGAUUUAGAGACUGAACUUGAAAGAAAAGAACGAUGGAGGAGUGUUUACAUGAUUUAUUUUACUAUGUUCUUGAUGUCACUUGGUUUCAGUAUUAUACUUACUGGAGUUUGGCCAUACUUAGGCAAGCUGGACCCUACUGCAGGAAAAGAAUUUAUGGGUUACGUAGUGGCAGCCAAUCCACUUGGACAAAUGUUGUUUUCGCCUUUGGUAGGUUGGUGGGGUAAUAAAAGAGGAUCAGUAAGAUUGCCGCUUUUAGUAACUUUAGCACUGUUUACUAUCGCAUCAGCAGCUUAUAGUAUUCUUGAAAUGAUACCUGGUGAUAAAAAGAGUUACAUGCUUGUUGCUAGGUUUUUCGUUGGCGUUAGUUCCGCUAAUAUUGCUGUAGCAAGAUCUUAUCUGUCUGCAGCUACAAAACUUUCAGAACGCACACAUGCAGUUUCUAUGGUAUCUCUAGCACAGGUUCUAGGUUUUGUGGUAGGUCCUGGAUUGCAGGCUGCUGUAACACCUCUUGGAGAUCAUGGUGUAACAUUUCUUAUGCUACCUUUAAAUAUGUACACAGUAGCUGGUUGGAUUAAUGUAAUAAUGGGAAUUUUUAAUUUUAUCUUUUUAUUACCAUGGAAUUUUAAGGAACAUAAAAUUGCAAUAAAAGAAGCAAUGCGUAAUGAAGGUAAAACUACAGAAAAAGAAACGUGGAAAGCUAUAAAACCAGACUAUUUAGCUGCAUGGACUUUAAUUUGUGGAUUCUUUGUUUUGGUUUUUAAUUUUGUUCUUCUUGAGACUCUUGGUACUUCUCUUACUAUGGAUCAAUUUGCUUGGACUAAAAAGGAAGCGCUAUAUUAUAUGGGAAUACUAAUGAGCGUUGGAGCUGUGAUAGCUUGUAUUACAUUUACUAUGAUUGGACCACUUUGUAAAAAAUUUGCGGAACGAAAAGUAACGUUAUGGGGUGGAUUCUUCUUUAUGAUGAUUGGACGAGUAUUAUGUAUUCCAUGGGGUCCAGAUCCUCCUAUAAUUGGAGAUUUUGGACCAUAUAAUAAUAUCACGACAGAUGCCAAUGGUACAGAAAUCGUAGGAUGCCCUAUUACUCAAGAAUGGUGCCUAUAUACUCCACAAAUUACGAUUACUCAAUUUUUGAUUGGUUACGCCUUUACAUCUAUAGGUUAUCCUAUAGGAGUUACCUUGAUGCAAACAAUAUUUAGCAAAAUUCUCGGUCCACGUCCACAAGGCGUAUGGAUGGGUUUAAUGACAGGUGCGGGUUGUGCGUCUCGCGUUUUAGGUCCAGUAUUUGUAGGCUUCAUUUAUACUCGUUUAGGAACAUAUCAUACUUUUGGUAUCACUGGCGUAAUGAUAAUCAUUUCCAUGUUGUGGUUACAACUUGUAAAUAAGCGUUUGAUUGCACCAGAGUUAAAGAAAGACAAUGAAGCGCCAAACAAACAAGAAAAAGAUGUCGAAAUUCCAUUAGUUCAUUUAAGAUCUGAUAAUACUCAAACAUCGCGUGAAGCUGUAUAG